UAAUGGCUGGAGAAAUGGGUCUCCCAGUUCCUUGCAUGUCGAAAAAAGGCUUCUUUCACAACUUGUCAACCAGCAAAACAAAUGAAAAUCCUCUUGAACAUUUUGGGCUCUUCCAUGCAAGUGGCAGAAUAGUUCACCCUAAGGUCCCCCCUUUCUCCAGCCUCACUCUUAAAUGAGACCUGGAUGGAUAAGAUCAUUACCUGCAAAUUUCAGAUUAGUCCCACAUACCCAUUUCUUUAUAAGCCUCCCUCAACAUUUUCUCACACACACACACAACCAAAUUCAAUUCAUACCCACCUCCUCUUUUCUCCUUAUUUUUCUCUCAUAUAUUUCUCUCUCAUUUAGUAUGGCAACGCUCGAGGAAUCCUCGACCUUGGAGCUCAUUCGUCAGCACUUGCUAGAAGACUUCUCUACAGACCUUGACUUUGACUCUUCCUUUCUCUCAGCUCUACAAUUCAAUUUCAACCCACAAUACAAACAAGAAGAACCCGAUUCCCCAAUUUCGGAUACGCACAACCAAUUUCUACCCGAAAUUUUCCUUCACGUGACUUCCCCAGAGCCGGGCGUUUCGGCCUCCUGUACGGAAAUUAUGGAGCCUGAUGGGGAAGAGAGGAAGCAUUACAGAGGGGUAAGAAGAAGGCCGUGGGGAAAAUUCGCAGCGGAAAUCCGGGAUCCGAACCGAAAAGGGAGUAGGAUUUGGCUGGGAACGUUUGAUAGUGAUGUGGACGCUGCAAAAGCCUAUGACUGUGCUGCGUUCAAAUUCAGGGGUCGGAAAGCGAUCCUUAAUUUCCCAUUGGAGGCCGGAAAAUGCGGGCCGCCGGCGACGACCGGGAGGAAGAGGAGAAGAGAAAAGAAGGGGGUUGAAUCGCCGGAGAGAAGGUGGGUGGAAGAGGAGGAGGAUGGUGAUCAGUCGUCGCCGGUAUCUGGAAAAAGAGUUACGGCAAGUGAAGAUGAAUAAGAAAUGGAUAGAUAAGAGUGGCUUAACUGUAAAUAUAAAUAUUGGUAGUUUUCUUUUUUUUUUAAAAAAAAAAUUUUCUGUGAGACGAAGAAAAAUGUAAAUUAAUGGCUAAAACUAUAUUAAUGAUGUAAUGUCACAGCUGAAUUCAACCAGCAAUUUAAGUGACGAUUUUCCACACA
Molecule: messenger RNA, 1137 nt
Organism: Carica papaya (papaya)
Lineage: Eukaryota; Viridiplantae; Streptophyta; Magnoliopsida; Brassicales; Caricaceae
Product: ethylene-responsive transcription factor
Biological process (GO): regulation of DNA-templated transcription; ethylene-activated signaling pathway
Molecular function (GO): DNA-binding transcription factor activity; DNA binding
Source: RefSeq, a predicted model, not a curated record